Molecule: messenger RNA, 4340 nt
Organism: Patiria miniata (bat star)
Lineage: Eukaryota; Metazoa; Echinodermata; Asteroidea; Valvatida; Asterinidae
Product: kelch domain-containing protein 2-like
Exons: 12
Coding region: 135-1403 (422 amino acids)
Molecular function (GO): protein binding
Source: RefSeq, a predicted model, not a curated record
CUUCACGCCGGUGGCCGGAUAGACGGAAUCGUUCUCGUCGCGACGUGAAACAUCCGUCAUUUCCAUUGUUUUUUUGCAACCACAAAUUAGGCGAAUUAAUUCCUUGCAUAAGAAAGAAAGGUUGAGUUGGUGAAAUGGAGUCAGCUGGUCGACGUAUCCAAGCCAACUGCAAGAAACCUACCCCACGAAGUGGCCAUGUGGCUGUGACAUACGGUGGCCUUAUGCUUGUAUGGGGAGGCUAUACAGAGCAGCUCAAUUUCUCCGAUGCAAAUGAGACAGGUCACCAGAUGUGGUAUGUGGGUGAUGACAUAUAUUUAGAUGGCAAAGAAGUCUGGUGUUACAACAUAGAGGCAAAAGUGUGGGACGUUUGGCAUACCCGGAAAAGUCCCCCAGGUAUGUCUGGGAGCUGUGCUGCUUGCAUUGGCAAACACAUGUACCUCUUUGGUGGAUACUACAAGAAUGGCAAUUCCAAUGAGCUUUACAGGCUGGACCUGAAGACUAAAGUUUGGAAGCACUUAAAGCCGGAAGGAAUGCCGCCCUCGCCCAGGGAUAAAGUGACAUGCUGGUCAUAUCAAGACAAACUGGUCAUCUUCGGAGGAUUUGGCCCGCCUCCGUAUAACGAAGACGAUACUAACAGAACAGACGAGUGGCAGUUGGACCCGUCAAGCUUCUGGUCACAUGAAAGGGGAUGGAAUAACCAAUUAAUUGUCUACAGCACAACGGACAACAGAUGGAGUUAUGUCAAAUCAGAGCGUCAUCGGCCCUGUCCAAGAGCAGCUCACGCUGUGGCUGUCAUCGGCAACCGAGGGUACGUGUUUGGCGGUCGUUUCGAGGACGUUCGCAUGAAUGACCUCCACGUCUUAAACCUGGACUCCAUGGAGUGGGUCGGAAGUAUUCAACCAGCAAGUGAAGACAUACCAACAGGCCGGUCAUGGCAUUGUAUGGCCCCAGUAAGUGAUAGACACCUGUUGGUCUAUGGUGGUUACAGUAGCGGUAGGCCUACAGACUGCAAGCCUCUUAAUGACGUGUGGGUUUUUGAUGUGGAGAAUCACACCUGGCACCAACAGAAAAGUCUACCCUCAGAAACAAGAAUGUGGCAUACGGGAGUGAGUGGUGCUGACUUGGGGGAAGCGGUGGUCUAUGGAGGAUGCAGCAACGAUCUCUUAGAUCAAGACCAAAGAAGUGUCCACUCCAGCAAGUGUUUCCACUUCUUCUUCAGCCCCAAGAGCCUCUCAAGACUUUGCGCGGAGGCCAUUGUCAGUGAUAUAGACGUUUUAGGCAGUGAGCUGAGUUUUCUUCCCACUAUGCUGCACAGAAAGAUUGAGCUUUGCUUAAACGGCCGUCAGAAAGAUGAAUCUAAGAACCAUUCCUACAACCUCAGAUCACGGUCGCAGAGUUCAUGAUGUCUGGGUGGCUCAACGCGGACGGAUCAGUUGAAGCACGGACUAUGUGGGUACACAAGAGGGCGCUAUUGCACUUCACCGGUUCACAGACUUUUUGCAUCAUCUUUAUAUGAUCAGUGUGUACCAGGGAAGGCAGGUAGACUGGUUUCGGGUCCCUCUGUUAUCGUUCUGAUGUUGAAUACAUAUGGAGGCAGAAACCAGUCUAGGAAGGCACGGUUCAGUGACAAUUACUGUAACCAUCCACUCCAUGUUUAGAGUACUGUGUGGAACUGAUCUAUUGUUUGUUUGUUUUUAGCUUAAAAAGCCUGCAAAGCUUGUGCCUUGUGUGCAAACGGCACGUCACAUCGUGCAUCAAGUGUAAACAAGAUGCAUAUAAGAACUAGAUAUAUGCAUGAAGUCACCAAUGGAAAUCCCACAUCAAGUUGGAGUUCCCGUCUCAUCGCUCUGCUUUAAGCAAAAAAUGUCCACAAACUGUAGAAAGUUGUAAGUCAACAAUUAGCGUAUUUCAUGAGUUACAAAGGAAUCUACAUGUAUUGAUGAAGAGGGGUGCUGUGAGGCCUGGCCAUACAAUUGAGCGUUUGUGUCUGUGUAGUCUGACCCUCAAACCUGUGCAAGGGCACCCCCGUAGUCUUUGAGUGAAGGAGUCAGCAAAACCCCUCCUGAUGUGCUAUUCUGAAAUAAUUUGCUUAGGGCAUUUGGUCUUUUUAAUGCCAUAUCCUCCCCCUCCCUCCUUCCCCCCCCCCCCCUCCCUUGAAAAAUCCUGUUGUCCCCUUUGAAAAAUACUGGCAAGAAACCUGUAACCAAAAUGACACAUUCUUCAAGGCAUGUAGAAUCAUUUGCAUUUAUCCCAAAAGUACCCUAGCAAAUUAUUGGAUUAAAGAUCAGACUCUUGACAUUAUUCCAUCUGGUUUGCUGUCAUUAAGAAGUCAAGAAUAUUAGUGAUUUCCAAUGAUCAGUCAAUUGAGUGUUUUUGGAAUAAGGAGUUAAAAUGACGAAAUCGUGUUUUGUGAUCAUAAGGCUGUGCAGAAUUUUUUACUGUUUUUCUCGAAAAGUGUAAUAUCCACUGAGCUGAAACUGUUUGGUUUUGAACAUUCUUCCUUGGAUUUUCAGUGGUGCUAUUAUUGGAAAUAAACAAAAUGCAUGAAAAGCAAAUGAUCCUAUAUGCCUUUAAAGGUAGAAUAUAUCAUUUGUCAUUUGUGCAUUUUCCGUUUGAAGCAACAAAAGUGUUCAAAACCUAAAGGAGGGCGCUUAACAGCUAACCUGAUAUUCUGAGAAAACAAUAUUCAAGGAUCUCGAUUUCAAUUCAAAAGUUGCAGUCAUGUUUUGAAUUGCGCUCAAAAUCAGCGUCUGGGACACAUUCACAUUCAGCCAAUUGCAGCUACGCGAUGCCCCGCACUUAUAGCAAUCGCAUGCGCGUGUGUGUCAUGUCAAUGCUUGCGCGCACCUAUUCACGGCUAUUAAACCAAGAAUGCUUUCCAACAAUUAUUUGGUCAGUUACUUUUUGGAUAGCUGCAAAUGAUCUACUCUGCCUUUAAGGGUUAUUCAAGUCCUCCCAAGUCAUCACAAGUCCAUCACCAGUCAUCCAAGCUAUCCAAAUGAAAUGUGAUACAGACGUCUCCUGUGUGAGGCAUGACUAGUGAUAGACUUGUGAUUGGACUCACGAGUUGUGUUUGACUUGUGAUAGACUUCACUACAGCUCUUACAUCCAACUCUAUUCAAAGUGCUGGAGGCUUGGUCAAAGUAUUGAGAUGUUUGCUCACACUAUUGCAUGGACUGGGAAUUUAUUUCUUAAAAUCAAAUGACACUCAAAUGCAUCUUUGGAAUGUUUUUUUUUUAGAUUCCGUGAAACUGUUCUUAGAUCUAAAAAGUUUUCUAAAGUUAUGGUUUCAUUUUAACAAAUCCAACAAAGACGAAUGGACAGAGUUUCCAUUCUAUAAAUUUUUUAUUUAUUUUCAAGAUUAUUUACACAAUUACAAAUGACACUUUCUCAAAGUGAGGGUAAAUAACUAGAGCUAGUGGUUAUCGUUUCAUUUGAUUUGAAAUUUUUAUGCCAAGAUGCUUUUUUUUCCUCACAAAGAUUUUUUCCAACUGUGGUCGAAUGAUGGCAUUAUUGGCAACUUCAAGAUUUUCACAUUAUUAGGAAAGAAUGUUGCAUACUGAUGCCACUUUUUUUCAUCAUAUAUUUUCUCCAUGAAGGUCAGUCAGUGCCAAAAUGUUGAAGAGACAUGAAUCUGAGACGGAGAAACAUUUCCAAUUUUGUUAGAAAAUACUUUGAAAAUGCACUCGUCUCUCCUUGGACUUCGUACACAACCAAAAAAGUGGGAUCUGGAUGCUAAGUCUUUCCAAACAUAAUAUUGCAAGUACUAAUCAUAUUUGAAGAAAUUGAAUCUCUAUGAUAUUGUACAAUAAUAAUUUUCGUCAGAUGCAUACUACUCUUACGUUGAAAAAAUACAAAGUGAGAACUACACUAUAAAUUGGAAAAACAAAACAAAACGAUGGUUGUUUCUUUAAUUCAGAUUCAAAUUUCUGCUUUUUCGUAAAAACAUCCAGCCAAUUUUUCUCUAUUUCUUGCUCCGGGCCAUUCUGACGGUUUGAAUGCUUGAACUAAUAGCAAGGUGCCUGCUCUGCUUUACAAUUUUCAGCUUUAAUAGUGCAUGCACUGCAAAGGGGACUCAGACCUAAUGCACAUAAGAUUUGUGAAAUGACUAUUUUAGGCCUUUACUUGGUUUCAUCCACUACUACUGUUUCCACUGCUGUAUAUAAUGCAACGGUUUAAGUUGAAAGAAAUAUGAUUUAUGAAUUUAAUAUAUUUUACAAUACAUCUUGUAUAAAUCAUGUUUCACAUGCAUGGUGUGGAAUUACGAGAGGCAUCCAUUAUUAACAUGAUUUCAUUGAAAUGGUGGAUUUUAUGAAUAAAUUUUAGCUUUGUUUCCAAAA